Electrophorus electricus (electric eel) is the source of this 2716-nucleotide messenger RNA. RefSeq lists its product as uncharacterized. The record is from RefSeq and is a predicted model, not a curated record. Lineage: Eukaryota; Metazoa; Chordata; Actinopteri; Gymnotiformes; Gymnotidae.
ACCACAUUUAACACAUUAAGCGACUGAUUCCGAGGACGGACAGCCGACCUAGUGACCGAUUAAACGGCAUUCAUCACUUUUUAUUUUCCUUUUAAAAUUAAGCAGUCCAAAGUGAUCCCUUAGGAAGCCCGGAGCCUUACACCAACUGGAAAUCGUUAGGCGUGUAGUGGAAACAGGUCCCACUCUUUCCACUUCAAGCGAAGACGAUGAAGAAUAUAUCAACCGAGGGCUCACUUAUCACGCGCUACACGGACCUCCAGGGAUCACGAUAACAGAAGAGACAGAAGCAUCAUCCUGCAGUUCCACAAAUGGACAACAGGAGGCGCCUCCCUCUGGAUGGGGGUGGUAAGCCCAACCUCAGCGUCUCGGCCGUCCGUGUGGAGCAUGUCCGUGAGCGGGUUAGGAGGGAUAUGGGCGAUCCAGUCACCUCCUCGCAUGCCACCAAGGAGGACAUGUCGGGUGUGCCAUGCAAGGUGCCCCGUUUCCAGUAUGUGGACUUCCCCUCUCUGCACCAGUGCAUCAAGCAGCUGUCUGUGCCACCGCUGCAGGGCUGGCUGGCCUCGUGCCCACUGGCCAAAGCACCUGCCUGCCAGCCCAGUGGCCCCAAGGAGAGGGCGCCCAAGUUUAAGUAUGUGGAUUACCCAUCGCUCUACCACUGCAUCCAGCAGCUGUCUGUGCCUCCGCUGGAGAUAUGGAGCUCAGGGCUGACGAGGCCCAGUCCAGAGAGGCAGAGCCCCUCGCGGGUGCUGGGGGACCAGAAGGUAAAUGGAGAAGCCCAGGUGGCAAUGACGGAGGUGCCGGUUGCUCACCAGCUGAGAAACGUGACACCAAGCUCUGGAUGGGAGACGGGAGGGGGUGGCCUCUCAGAGCCAGAUCACAUGAGCCGGACACGCUCUGCUCCUAGAUCAGAGUGCAAUUCCAGAGUUGAGUCGGGUUUCAGGAUGGAGCUGGAGAGCGUGGCGGCAGGAGAUGAGAAGGCGUACAGGCCAUCGGUCAUCAGCAUGGUGCACACCAACCGACGAAAGCACAGAACGAUGCUGGAGGAGGGGGCAGAGUGGGUGGAGCAGCAGGAACCUUCAGAUCCUACAGCACACGGGCAGCAGCAGGUCAAUGAGGAGAUCGUCUGUCCCUCCGGCAGGCAGAUGCUGAUGGAGCCGAAGGAGAUGCUGAGUCAACACCAUGUCCACAAAGACCAGACACCACACUGAGGCCUGACUGGAGACUCUUCAAAGAUGUUAUCAGUCACCGGUUCACUAACAGUGUGUCUUUGAACUAUCGGUGCAUUGCACUGCUACUGGGAGCUCCUGAUUGACAAGGAUUGGUCAUGCCAGUGCUUAUGGAUGGUGUGUUAGGCAACGGGGAGACCAAGAGAUCAAACUUGCAUUAAACAUACAAAGUCCAUUAGAAUUUAUAACAUGGGCCUACCGAACAUGUGAGAUGUUAAAAGUAAAGGCUGAAUAACUGGCCAUAAGAGAUGGCAAACACACACAUACACACAUGCCUCAUAUAAAGGUUAUAUUUACUUUCCUCUUACUUAAGUGGUGACCACUUGAUGUACUUGGCCUGUGGGUUCAAAGAACAUAAAUUAACUCUGGGUAGAGAAACUAUCUGGUGAAACUAGCUUUAAGAACUGACGGAGUUGCUGAUAUUCCCUGUCUGUGGGUUUCUGAGCAGUGAUAUCUAGUGCAGUGUUUCCCAACACAGUCCAAACCCACCACAUUUUUGUUGUAACCCAGCUCUUGGUACACCUGCACCAGGUAUUCAGUGUAAUGCCUUAAGGCCUUGGGUUCGGUGUUUGGGAGCACUGGGAGGUGGGAUAGAGCACAUAUGUGGGCCGUCUGUUGGGUUGCGAGGACUGCAUUGAAAAACACGGAUAUGGUGGCUGUCUGUCUGUGUCUGUGUCUAUACAGGGCUCUUCAGGGCUGAGGAGCACAUGUUAAGCAUUAUAGUUGAGAUGUUCUCAGCCUUAUCCAUGGGGUUCUCAGCUCUAGAGGGGACUAAAUAUGGUUCAGAGAGUAAAGGAUUUCUUUUUUAUUCCAGCUAUCUGGCUUUACAGAUUAGCUCGAGCCAGAAGGCAGUAUUAAUUGGUGAAAUAAACUACAAAAUACAAAAUAACUUUUACUUUUUGAGCCAGAUCAUUUCCACCUCUGCCCACCUCCCAGAGCACUGUGAUGUGUUAUGUAGCUCCUGUGUGCUGGGUUCAGGUGAGCUGAAUGUAGGGGAUUCAGGUGCGCUGAUCAUAAGAGGUUCAUGCGAGCUUAUUGUAGGGGUUCAAGUCAGCUGAUAUGAGGGAAUUCAGGUGAGCUGGGGUAAGGCACAUCAGAAUGGCUCAGGGGCCUUGGGACCUAGGUUGUCUAGCAUGAGCAACAAUUAACUUUUUCCAAGAGGAAAGAUGAUCUGAGCUUUUGAAAACCAAGCAUCCAACAGGACACAGAUUCAUUUGUGCUUUGUUCAUUUGAGGUUUAUAAGUAUAGCAGUUCUGGAUGACUAGCUUUGGGUGCCUAUCCAAACAGUAUCUAUUGCUUAUGCUGCAAAAACAGGUUUGUUGAUCUAUUAUUACCUGAUCUUUUUAUUCUUUGUAUUUCUACUGUCUUUUUUAUGGCAAUUGAUGUAUGGUUGUUUAUAGUUGAUAGAUUUAACUUGACAUAUAAACCCAUAAAAACUGGUUUUCAAAAUGUUUCCUUGUUUGUGUGCAUUAAAGAUUUUUGUACAGAGA